Molecule: messenger RNA, 1757 nt
Organism: Ochotona curzoniae (black-lipped pika)
Lineage: Eukaryota; Metazoa; Chordata; Mammalia; Lagomorpha; Ochotonidae
Product: leukocyte-associated immunoglobulin-like receptor 2
Exons: 4
Coding region: 383-907 (174 amino acids)
Source: RefSeq, a predicted model, not a curated record
UGGCUUCUCCCCUUGUCUCCCCUUACCCCCCUCCAGAUACAGGAAGAUUCAAAAAAGAGAGAGAGAGUGUGGAAAUGAUGGUCUCACCCUCUUCCUGGAGCCCUUGACCCUUUGCACCCUGAUCAACUAUGUACAAAUCGUCAAAAAUAAAAAUAAAAGAAAGCACCACUGUGUCCUCGCACUGUGUGCUGUGCCCUGCAGGUGCGGCUUUCCUGGAGCUCCCGUGGAGGGCACUGAAGACGGGGCUGGGCCUGGACCACCUCACUUCCUGUGGGCUCUGGGUGACCAGCCCUGAGAGGAGGCCCUGUCAGUUCCUCCUACACGCUUCCGUCUCAAGCCUUAUCCUCCAUCAGCGACCACAGAUUAGCUGAGAGGAAGGACCAUGGCCCCCCGUUCCACGACACUUCUUGGCCUUGUACUCUGCCUGGGCCAGACCGUCCGCUUCCAGAUGGGGGCCAGGCCCAAGCCGUCCAUCUCCGCUGAGCCGGGGCGGACCAUCCCCCUGGGGCAGAACGUGACCUUCGUGUGCCGGAGUCCUCAAUCGUUCAGCCUCUUCCGCCUGAUAAAAGAUAGCAAGAUUGUCAUCAAGGAUGAGAAGAACACUUCACCCGACCAGACCGAGAUGCGGUUCCCCAUGGGCCCAGUGGAGGCCAGCAUGGCCGGGCGGUACAGCUGUGUCUACCUUACUUCACAAGUCUGGUCUGACCACAGUGAAGAGCUGGAGCUGGUGGUAACCGCUGAGGAGGUCACCCAGGCCUCCGACCCCGACCCGGCUCUGCCCUCAGUGCCUACGUUCCCGAAGCACACGGUAUCGAACAGCAUCCGCCUGGGCCUGGCCGGCGUGGUCUUGCUGAUCCUGGCAGCCAUUCUGGCAGAAGCUUGGUACAGCGAGCCCAAGUCGCAGUAGAGGUGUCCAGAGUGGACACUGGAGGGCGCCCUCCGGGGGGCUUGGACCCCGCAGCACUGGAGCCCAAAGGGGUGGGGGGACUGCUGGCAAUGCAGCAUUGCCAAGGGUGCCAGGAGAGGAGGCACCUGCCGAGUCCAGACAGAACACAGCAGCCCACACCCCAGCCUGCCCUCCGUGGGCACGCUGGGCUUCUGCCGCUCACUCCGAGGUGUGCGGGGCGGCCUCUACCCCUUGCCACAGCCCCUUGCCCACGCCUUGCUACAGAUGGCCUCUCACCCCACCCCUCAGAGCGUCUGGCUGCUUCCCUCCCACGGGCGUCUUCCUGCCCUCCCCGCAGUGACUCUGCCCAGGUCUCUCUCUGCUCCCCCGCUCACGCGCCUCCUGCCGGAACGGGCCUCAGUGCAGGGCCGCCCGGAGGCUGGCAGCUGUUUCAGCCUCAGAACCGCGUGUCGCCGAAGGCUGGUUUCCUGUUUUGUCUGAUGCGAGCAGCAUCUUCCUUGCUGUCUCUGCUUCCCCUUUAGACCCCUGUCCUUAACGCCAAACCCCCUUCACAGUUUAACGCGAUUAUUAAAAUGUCACGGUUCCUUCAUUCCAGGCUUUUCUUGCUGUCUUAUUAUGAUCUGAUGACUAUUUUGUUGCUGGUCAUGAUAACUUUUGAUUCUUUUACGUUUUCUGUAUUUGCUACACAUUUUUCUCUUGUUUAAUAUUUAUUUUUAUUGGAAAGGCCGAUCUACAGACGGGCUUGUUGGGAGAGCUGCCGUCCAGCGCCAGUGGCGGCAGGUUGGUGCCGGUAGCGGCCGGGGAGCUUGCUAGCUGGCUGGACUCCCUGGAGCGGCCACGUGGCUGCAGG